GCAGCCUGCAAACCCAGGGCUCUGCAGCCUGGGGCUGGGGCUGCCCUGUGCCAGCGUGGCCAAAGCCUCUCAGGGCUCUGGGCACAGCAGGGGCCACAAGGCCACGAUCCAGGGGCUGCUCCGAGCCAGUUCCUGGCUGCUCCACUGCUCGUGGGGUGCCGGGGGUGGCCCUUUGUGACAUCAAGGCCGUUUGUGACCUUGAUGUCAUGGCCCUUUGUGACGUGGGACAUGGUGGUGGCCAGAGACCAUUGUGACAUCAGAGAGCCCCACCCUUCACUGGGGGUAUAUAAGGGGCGCAGAGCCCUGGAGUGCUCAGUCCCAGGAGCGCCGCUCUGUGAGGAGGAGGAGGAAGCAGCUCCCAGGAUCUGUCUGCGCUGGACGCCGCUAGAGACAGACAGCGACAGUGACAAGGACAAAGGUAGCUCCAAGCCCAGGUGUCCCAGUUCCUUGCCCAGCUGGCUGGAAGCCCCCAGCAGGCAGCGGUCAGGGGCAGUGUCAGGUGAGUCCUGCCAGUGUCACAGACUGAGGAGGAGGAGAGGCCCUUUGCCGAAAUGGACCGUGAGCUUACCUGCUGGGAAGGCCGUGAUGAGGAGGAGCUUUUCCCAUUGGAAGGCCACAGCAAAGAGGAGCUUUCUCAAUGGGAAGAUGUGAUUGUGACUGAGGCAUGCAAACAGCACGUUGUGACAGCCCAAAAACUUUGCCGGUGGGAGGCCAGGAGGAGCCAAGAGCUGCACCAAUUGGAGCUGUGUGUGCGAGUUCAAGAGAUUUGCCAGUGCCCCGAUGAGACCCAUGAAGAGCUGCACAAACGCAAAGAAAGUGUCAGAAUCCAGGAGCUGUACGAAUGGGAAGAAGAUGGACAGAUAGUCCAAGAGGUUCACGAGUGGGAAGACAGUGACAGCGUGGAGUUAGCCCGAUGGGACAGCGAUGACAGUGAGGUCAUGGGGGAGGACCGUGAAGUCGAGAGUGACGAUGACAUCCGCACGGAGCCCUUUCCCUCAGAGGAGGACGAGUGGGACGAGGUGAGCGUCCUGGAGCUGCCACCGGAAGCAAACAAAGCAGCGAGCCAGUUGAGAGAUUUUGUGGCAGAGGGGCUCCCAGUGCCUGUCCCUCGAGAGGCCUGGGUUGAGGAGCAGGAAGCGGAGCCGUGCAGCCCAGGGCCGCUCCGUGCCUCGUCUGCCUCACUGCAAGGCCAAGCCCCCGUGGGACACGCGGCUUCUCCCGCCCAGCCCCUCCAUGGGCAGCCGUGUGCCCCCAGCAAACGUCCCUCCCGCUUCAGGCGGGCGCUGAGGGCGCUGCGGGGGCUAUUCUGCUGUCCCUGCCUGAGGCCACUGCCGAGGACUGAGGGAGAUGAGGAGCAGCUCCAUGCAGCAGGAGGCUCAGCCCUGGGGGCUCUGUGGCUCUGCCCUCCUGUCCAGGCACACAAAGCAGCUCGGAUGGAGUCUCUGGCUGUGCUUUCCCUGCCCGGCUUGGCUCCCCCAGGCUGGGGCUGAAACGGGACAGCCCCGCUCCCACCGGUCCCGCUGCUCUGGUGUCGCAGCAGCAGCUGCUCGGGGCUGCGCUGGGGGAUGGAGAAGAAAGCAAGGACGAAGACGAUGAAGCAUAUGAAGACGACAAUGACUGCAAAGCAGAUGAAGACGAAGACAAUGGAGAAGACAAAGACAAAGGCGAAGAAAAUGACGACAAAGCAGAUGAAGACGAACACGAGGAAUAUGAAGAUUAAGAAUAUGGAGAAGACAAAAAAGAAGAAUUUCAAAAUACAUAUCAGAAGAGUAGCUAUUUGGACUUAAAAAUAGAAGAAUAGUCAUGAGAAUUAAGAAUUCGUCAAAGAGAAGAAUUGGAAUUUGAAUAGGCAUGGAAAGAGGAAUAGGAAUUGGCAUAGGAAUAGGAAUAGGAAUAGGAAUAGGAAUUAGAAACACAUUGAAGAAAGGGAGUAGAAAAGUUAGAAUAUAAAAUAAUGAGAAGUAGUUAGAAUAGCAAGGAUGAGGAUUUAGAAAUGACAAUAAGAAGAAUUUUAGAAUACAGAAUUGAAAAUAAAAUUGAAUGGAUAAAAAAAAGCUCGC
Oenanthe melanoleuca is the source of this 2060-nucleotide messenger RNA. RefSeq lists its product as uncharacterized. The transcript is spliced from 2 exons. Lineage: Eukaryota; Metazoa; Chordata; Aves; Passeriformes; Muscicapidae. Bases 552 to 1490 code for a protein of 312 amino acids. The record is from RefSeq and is a predicted model, not a curated record.